AUGGUCAGUAUACCUGGUUGGAGACGCUGCGAAAUAUGGUUGCAAAGCGAUGUAAAUGGUGUCAAUGAUGAUGUUGAUGCUGAUCAUGCGCGCUACCCUGUGAAACGAGGAUUCAGGAGCAAACUAAGCUUGCCGAAAAUACUGCCCGAUCGAUUUCCCCAGGUCUUUGUUUACGCAUCUCCGGUGAUCAGAAAGCCACCGCAACCGGCUUUGACACAGUUGGUACCGAUUAAAACCAUCGAGCUGAAGAUUCUCUACUUGGAUAGAUGCCCUCGCUUCGAUGCGGUUCGGUUGGCAACAUCUGUAAGCAUAGCUCAUGAAGUCACCCAUCGUCGCAGCCUCUACAUCGUAUUAGCUUGCGACCCAACAGAGUGUAGUCCAGAUACGAAUAAACACAGCUUUUACGACGCCUCGACGCAGUGUUCCGACAGACGAAGAACUCACAUAUCGUUGUUCAAUCUGGUGGACAUCCUGGACUAUAAUCGAAAUGCAUGGACAACGGCGAAAGCCUGCUCCACUUGCGUGUUGACCGAAACAGCCAAAUUCGCUUGGUUACAUGCAGCUCCCGCAUACAACCCAAACUCCAACACAGAUAGACCACAUCGUUAUUAG
Messenger RNA from Opisthorchis viverrini, 612 nucleotides. RefSeq lists its product as hypothetical. The coding region runs from base 1 to 612 and encodes 203 amino acids. The record is from RefSeq and is a predicted model, not a curated record. The transcript has 4 exons. Lineage: Eukaryota; Metazoa; Platyhelminthes; Trematoda; Opisthorchiida; Opisthorchiidae.